AUGCAAUUAAAUAGUUUUAGAAUAGUAUUGCUCUUGGUGUUUUCAAUUUCUAUAAUAGAUUACGUUUAUUCGUCAGAUUUCGUACCAGCUCCACCACUCUUACCAAGAAGAAAGUAUGUCGAGCAUACCAAACCAAUCUCUAUAAAUCCAAGCCAAUGGGUUGGAAAAAGAAUCGAUAAUAUUCAAGAAACUGAAAUUGAACUUACUAUUGGUAUAAAGCAAAGAAAUUUAAAUACUUUGGAGAAAAUAGUAUGGGAAGUAAGUGAUGUUAAACAUCCAAAUUAUGGAAAAUAUCUUAAUUUCAAUCAAGUGAAGUCAAUUGUUGAACCUUCGGAGGAAAGUGUUAGAAUUGUAUCGAAUUGGUUGGAGAAUAAUGGAAUUGAUAAUUUCAGACUGUCUGGUAGUGGUGAUUUUAUAAAAGGAAAAGUCAAUGUCUUGAAAGCACAGGAUCUAUUGAAAGUAGAGUAUCAGAGAUUCACCCAUGAGGAGUCAGGUCGAAUACUGAUCCGUUCUCUCGAUCCAUAUUCUGUACCCUGGGAGCUUGAGGAUCAUAUCGAUUUCAUUGGCGGAGUCAAUCAUUUCCCUUUGGUUGCGAGACUAAAUAAAAUGGAGAAUAUAAAGAAGGAACUAAACUAUGUGAGUCCGUACCUGGUAAGAAAGGUUAUGAAUGCAUCGAUAGUUCCGGCACAUGCAGCAAACUCACAGGCUAUUGCACAGUUCUUGGAGGAGUAUUUCAGCCAAUCCGAUUUGGAUUUGUUCCAGCAACACUAUCGUUUGGAUCAAAAAGCAAUCACAACUAUCCGUGGUCCAAACAGAGAGACCGAACCUGGAAUGGAGACAGCACUCGAUAUUCAGUAUAUCACUGCGAUGGCACCCAAUGUAAGCACUUGGAUAGUAUCGACUGGUGGAUUACACGAAGGACAGGAGCCAUUCUUGGAUUGGUUGGUAGAUAUGUCAUCGAACCCAGAUUUACCGUAUGUCCACAGUAUAUCCUACGGGGACGAUGAAAGUUCAAUUGAAAAGGCUUAUACCGAUAGAGUUGACAUUGAAUUCCAAAAGUAUGCUGCAAUGGGAAGAACUAUGGUAUUUUCCUCUGGUGACUCUGGUGUAGGAUGUACAAGCUCCUGUGAUUCACAUGUUCCAGGAUGGCCUGCAUCAUCAAGAUUCGUUCUCUCGGUUGGGGGUGUAGAUUGGGAUGGAACCAACAUGAAUGGUGAUGUUAUCUCUGGAGGUGGAUUUUCAAAUUAUUUCCCAAGACCACAAUACCAAGAAGAUGUUGUUUCAAAUUACCUUUCAAAAAAAGUAGAUAAAAGUUUUGAAAAAUUGUUUAACUCGUCUGGAAGAGCAUAUCCUGAUGUUUCAUCAUUCUCUGAAAGCUUAAUUAUAGCUCAUCGUGGUCGUUUAAUGUCAAUUGGAGGUACUUCUGCUUCUGCUCCAAUCAUUGCAGGUCUUUUAUCAAAUAUUAACAGUAAAAGAUUAAGUUUAGAUCAACCAACCAUUGGAUUUGUUAAUCCAUUAUUAUAUAAAAUUGCUAAAGAAAAUCCAGAAUCAUUUUAUGAUAUUAAAACUGGAUCGAAUGAAUUUCAUUGUUGUAAAGGAUUUAAAUCAUCUGACGGAUGGGAUCCAGUGACAGGUUUGGGUGUACCAAAUUUUAAUGUUCUUCUUGAUUAUAUGACAAAAUUUGAUUCAUCCUGA
Molecule: messenger RNA, 1695 nt
Organism: Heterostelium album PN500
Lineage: Eukaryota; Evosea; Eumycetozoa; Acytosteliales; Acytosteliaceae
Gene: tpp1
Product: S53 family peptidase
Exons: 5
Coding region: 1-1695 (564 amino acids)
Biological process (GO): proteolysis
Molecular function (GO): serine-type endopeptidase activity; tripeptidyl-peptidase activity
Source: RefSeq, a predicted model, not a curated record